AUGGUGGUCGACACUCUCAAGACCAGCAUUACAGACUAUUUCCAUAUUAAUACUCUGCCAGACAUCUCCAUAGAUGUGGUGUGGGAUGUCCACUAAACAAUAAUGAGAGGACAACUCAUAUCCCUAGCCUCAAAAAACUCAGAGAGCAAAGGCUCACAGACGCCAUGACCGAAUUAAAAUAUCUAGAAGAACACCACAAACGACAACCGACAGACACACUAAUGGCUCAGCUAACUGCUGUCUGAGACUGAAUGAAAUCCCUAACCAUGGCCGACACUUCUAAAGCGCUAAAGUGGACAAAACAAAAAUUCUACGAAAAAAGCAACAAGGCCGACUCAAUGCUAGCAAACUGCCUUAAAUACAAACUCAAGAUCAGGCAGAUAUCUCAAAUCCGUGCGUCCUCAGACACAGUGACAGAAGACCCAGGUGCCGUGGCCCAAGCAUUUGUACACUACUAUUUCAAUCUCUACAACCACUUCCCCAACCAAGCAGCAACCAUACCGGACAGGGAGACUCGUACUCAUGACUUCUUGGCACCCCUCAACUUAGCCAAACUAACGGACAGUGCAAAAGAGGCCCUAUCGGCAGAAAUAGAGGUGGAGGAACUUAAAAUAGCCCUUCAGUCUUGCAAACCGGGCAAAAGCCCAGGGCUUGCUGGCUUCACAGCCCUAUAUUAUAAAACCUUUAGCAAACAACUACUCCCACACCUCUGCAAAGUGUUCAAUGCAAUGUUGAGAGGCGAACCCCUCCCCUCGGGAGAUGGUGGCUGUGAAUGUGUACCUUAUUCCCAAACCUGGCAAAGACCAUCUUGACCAAGAACAUUACCACCCGAUUUCCCUACUAAACUCAGAUAUCAAGCUCAUCACAAAAGCCUUGGCCAGUAGACCAAAUCCAUACAUCGAACGACUGGUCCACCCGGACCAAGUAGGCUUUAUUCCAAACAGGCAAGCUGCAGACAAUACCAGAAGGACCAUAGACUCGAUCUGGUACGUUCAGCAUCACCAACUACCAACAGUCCUAAUCUCCUUAAAAUGCAAAAAAGGCAUUUGACCGCUGCUUUCUAUUCCAGGUGCUCAAGCACCAGGAGUUCCUAACUGACUUCACAAACAUCUUGACAGAAUUAUAUGCAAUACCAACCGGAUGGCUCUUACUACCGAAUGUCGAUGCACCAACAUUCCACAUAGCCAACGGCACGCGCCAAGACUGA
Messenger RNA from Pelobates cultripes (western spadefoot toad), 1207 nucleotides. The record is from the annotation of a GenBank genome assembly. Lineage: Eukaryota; Metazoa; Chordata; Amphibia; Anura; Pelobatidae.